UAUUGAUUACAUACAAUGAACGAGAAAAAGCUGGUGCAGAAUUUCAAGAGCUACAUCAAUGUACCACCCGUAAAUAAUGGAGACAAAAACGGUGCUGUUCCAGAUGUAAAACCAAAACUUCUAAAUGGCGAGCAGGUGGUGGGCGCGGCACAGAGCGUGGUAAUGUUGACGCCACUCAGCGAACGCGACAGGGGCCGCUUCGGCUCUCUCUUUGUCACUAACUAUAAGCUGUCCUUCGUACCACUCGAGAGCCCCUACAAUGACGAGUACUGCCAAAGAAACAAUCUUCUAGGCCCAUACGAUGUACCCUUGACGGCGGUCGGAGCUAUAUGGCUCACAGACGGAGGGCCUGUGAGGAGACGGAAGCUCAUGCCCUUUGGGGACAUGCCUGCGAAGAUUAAGGGAAUUCAGAUUAUAUGUAAGAACAUGAAAGUACUUACUUUCAGCUUCGCGAAUUCCGCCAUCGGCAAAGGACGCCAAGUAGCUAUGGCGUUAAUACAUCACUCGUUCCCCAAAAGACACGACCUGCUGUUUGCGUACGAAUACAGAGAGCGUUAUCAUCCCACCCUGCCUUCAGAUUUGAACAUGUUUCAACGACCUAAUGAUUGGAAAAGAGAGCUUGAAAGCCAGGUGCAAGACUCACAGUACUACUCCAUGCUGGAUUCGAGCCGAUGGCUGAGGUACGUGGCCAAUUGCAUCGCGUUCGCGGACGACGCCGCAAGAUAUUUAGCUAACAACGUUACCGUUGUCUUACAGGAAGGCGACGGCGUGGAUUACUGCGCUGUUGUGUCCUCUCUGACACAACUGCUGGUGGAUCCUCACUUCCGCACGAUAUCGGGCUUCCAGUCGCUCAUACAAAAGGAAUGGAUUGCGUUGGGACAUCCUUUCUGUGACAGAUUCGGCCUUCCUCGGCCAGGCUGUACCAGAGACAUCUCAGCUAAAGAGAACAUAAGCAUGCAACGCGCACCCAUCUUCCUGCUGUUCCUGGACUGCACGUGGCAGCUGCUAAACCAGUUCCCGUCUUACUUCCAGUUCACUGAAACCUAUCUGACUACGCUAUGGGACUGUGUGCAUAACCACCUCUUUGACACGUUCUUGUUUAACUGCCCGCGGGACAGGGAAUUAGCUAUCUCCAAGGACUUUGUCGAAAGGCCGGUGUGGGACUGGGGCGAGCAGUUCAUGGAUCAAGACAUGGCGUUGUUCUACAAUCCCUUGUACCUAGGCAACAAGCCCUCUACGAGUACACCCAACCAGAGGCUAUCAACAAUAUCAAUACCAAGCAAACCAACGUCAGAACUGCCCAGACUGAAGCCGUGUACAUCGAUAGCAGGCAUGGAGUUGUGGUCGCAGUGCUACGAGCGCUGGCUGCUGCCGCUCGAUGCGUUACACGCGGGGCCUGUGCAGUACCACGUCUACAACUACUCGGUUUUGAAAGAUAUUCAACAACUAAACGAGAAACUAUCAUCUCUCUCCUUCAUAAACAACCGACAUUCGUCGAACGGCGACGAUGGGAACGAGCCGUCUCGCGUCGUAGUCUCUCGCUUCCAUCCAUUCAGUUUGUCACGUUCCGAAGAUGUUACCAGGACUUUAGAUUUGAUGCAACAUACGCAUAGACAAUUGAAGAAUAAUAAGAACACUAUAGGAAUUUUCAAGCCACCAAAAAGGUUUGCAAUAUGGUUCAACGAUUAAUGCAUGGAGUCUUUAACUUGGGAGACUGAAGAAGGCUAAUUAAAAUUUAAUUGUGUCGGUCCACGGGUAAAGGUGCCGUAGGGCGGAAUGAUAAGAGGACCGAUUAAUUGCGCUGAAUAAAUGCGUAUGAAUUGCAAAGUCCAUAGUAAUAUAAAACGUACAUUUAAGGGAGUAAAUUAUAGAAUCGCUACGGAAUAGGUACUAUAAAUGUGUACAAAACGGUACUCAUACUCACAAUUGUUUCGGAUCAACAUUAUACUUAACAAAUCAGUAAAUUGUUAAUUGACACUUUCAUUGACAAGAUUAAAUGACAGCUAUUAAUAAAAUAAAUUGGAAUGAAUAAAAGGAAGGGUACAUUAUUUUAGUAGAUAACUAUAAUUAAUUCACGUUAAGAAUGCUAGGUAAUAGGGUAUUUGACCCGAAAAUUUAUUUUGCUUCAAUCAACUCACAUGAACGCGGAGAAAUCUGAAUUUUCGAAUGCCUUUAUAUCAACAUUAUCAACUAACACCAGAGAUAUUAAAUUAUUAAUGGUUGAAAUUGGUAGCGGGAUACUCCGCACCUUUUUGUAACAAUGAACAAACAGUCGAAUUUUUUAUUAUAAAUAGUAAACUGACGUUGAGUGAACUUGCUAGCUUUUGAUGAAAUAAUGUAGUCUGAGACUGAGGGAUUUAUAAAACGAACUUUCAUUUUAACUAAGCAAAAACGGCAAGCUAAGCAAAUAUUUCAUAUUUACAAAACAAAUGUUUCUAAGUUUAAGCAUGAAAUUACGAAGUAAAGUCAACGUGUAAAUUAUUUUUUUACUUAAACAUAAACCAAGGUCAUUUUUUACAUACGGAAAAUCAACUUAACAUGCCGUCUUUGCUUGGUCGAAUCAAAGUUCGUUUUAUAAACCCAAGCCUUAAAAUCUGCCGUCUACUAAACAAACCGCGGCCAAGUGACAAAUUAUCCGUUUUAAAUAGCAAAAGAUAGAGCGUUACAAGGGAGCGUUUUAAAGUUCUCAUGUAGAGUGAUCAUCUAAUAGAUCAUCUAACCGAUAUCUAGGAUUUUAUAAUACGCUACGUAAGUAACGAGCAUUGGCGAAUAAAACUGAGAAAUGCUAAAGUCAUGCAUUGUGCUUAUUUCAGUGAAUUCAGAACUUUAAAAGGCUCCCCUGUAAACUUCGCAAUUUCGACAUGCGAUUCUUUACGUAGGAGGGGUCGAAAUGUGUUUAUUGUUCAGUAUGUGUUUCGUUCUAAAUUUACUCACUGGAACGAAAUUAGUAAAAUGUUGCAUUUUUGUUAUCUUUUGUUAUCUGCUGCAGAAUAAUUUAUUUACUUCAUGUAAUCUAAUUACAUGAAACUCUUUUUCUAUUAUCAAAUUCUUCAGUUUUUAAAACGAACUUAGAAAGAUAUAAAGGUAUGCCGCCGUCCAGUC
Molecule: messenger RNA, 3102 nt
Organism: Hyposmocoma kahamanoa
Lineage: Eukaryota; Metazoa; Arthropoda; Insecta; Lepidoptera; Cosmopterigidae
Product: myotubularin-related protein 10-B
Exons: 13
Coding region: 16-1689 (557 amino acids)
Source: RefSeq, a predicted model, not a curated record